This is a messenger RNA of Fusarium coffeatum, 1053 nucleotides long. RefSeq lists its product as uncharacterized. The record is from RefSeq and is a predicted model, not a curated record. The coding region runs from base 1 to 1053 and encodes 350 amino acids. The transcript has a single exon. Lineage: Eukaryota; Fungi; Ascomycota; Sordariomycetes; Hypocreales; Nectriaceae.
AUGAAGUCAGUUCUCUACUAUACCACCCAAGGCAUCGCGGCCUUAUCCGUCGUGGGGGCAGCCUCCGCCCAAAACAUGUCCUACGGCGCCGAUAAUUUCUACCGCAGCGGGUUGAUCAAUACACAGCCUGUCAGCUUUCUAACCAUAUACGAGACAAGAAUCGUUGGUAAUCUGCUUACUGCCACGAACAUGAGUCUCACUACCAGCUCUCCCGCCAUUGUGGUCGGCCAUCCCAUGGGUGCAGUCAAAGAGCAAGUUGCCAAUCUCUACGCCAUGAAGAUGGCGGAGCAGGGUUUCAUCACUCUGACCCUCGACCUUCCAUUCUGGGGCAGAAGCGACGGUCCUCAGAACCUGGUCUCUCCCGACUUCUACACCGAGGCUUACAGUGCUGCGGUGGACCAUCUCGGCACAUACAACUUUACAGAUCGCGAUCGUAUUGGCGCCCUGGGAAUUUGCGGUAGUGGCGGUUUUGUCAUCAACGCGGCCAAGAUCGAUUCCCGCAUUCAGGCCGUGGCCACUGUAUCCAUGUAUGACAUGGGCGAAGUAAACCGUCGUGGUCUACAAAAGGCUUUAUCAAUUGCAGAGCGCAAAAAAGCCAUCGCCAAUGCUUCACAACAGCGAUGGGCUGAAGUCGAUGGAGGUCCGAUCGCAUACGCCAUUGGAUCUCCGAAUGAAAUUAUGGAGGAUUCUGACGAAGUCGCGCGGGAGUUCUACGACUUUUACCGCACGAUCCGUGGCGAAUGGACUCCUGAAGAAUGGCAGCGAAAUCAGACUACUCACCGCACACUCACAUCCAACGUGAAAUUUCUCAACUUUUACCCGUUCAACGACAUCGAGACUAUCUCACCCCGCCCUCUUCUAAUUGUGUCUGGAGAUGAGUCUCAUUCCCGGGAAUUCAGCGAGACUGCCUAUCGCAAGGCCGACAAUCCAAAGCAGCUGUACUGGGUUCCUGGAGCUAAUCAUACGGACCUUUAUGAUCGCACUGAGCUUAUUCCCUUCGACAAGCUCAGCGAUUUCUUCCGCGAAAACCUUAACCAGACUUCUGUCGGCUAA